AUGCCAUUAGCUCCACAGUGCGAUGUUCUUUGGGACAAUGACAACCUUCUACGUAACACAAAUAAAACUGAAGAUCAUUAUUCACCGAAAAACGAUUCAGAUGUGUCGUUGUCAAUAAUAAGUAACAUUGCUACUGCUAGUAGCGCCAAUAUUACCAAUACCGCCACAACAAAAGAAGCAGCCAUGAUAUCCGAAAUUGAGAUUACCGAAAUUGCGAAAAAAGGUGAAAAAGCAGACCCAUCACAGUUUGAACUAUUAUCUAUGAUUGGGCAAGGUUCAUUUGGCAAAGUAUUGCUUGUGAAAAAAACACGUGGACGUGAUACUGGACAAUUGUUUGCUAUGAAAAUUCUGAAGAAAGCUACUCUGAAAGUUCGUGACCGAUAUCGUACGAAAGCGGAACGAGAUAUCUUGGCUCGAUUUCGUCAUCCAUUCAUUGUUCGACUUCAUUACGCAUUUCAAACCGAAGGAAAAUUGUACCUCAUCCUUGAUUUCCUACCUGGCGGAGAUCUUUUUAAUCGCUUAUCUAAAGAAAUAAUGUUCACCGAAGAUGAUGUCAAAUUCUACCUAGCCGAGAUUGCUUUAGCUCUUGGACAUUUGCAUUCCUUAGGUAUUGCAUACAGGGAUUUGAAACCGGAAAACGUUCUGUUGGAUGCUGAGGGACAUAUCAAUCUUACGGAUUUCGGAUUAUCGAAAGAAUCUGUUGAAAAAAACGGGAAAACAUUUAGUUUUUGUGGUACUGUGGAAUAUAUGGCACCAGAAGUAGUUAAUCGACAUGGACAUACAGUUGCUGCCGAUUGGUGGAGUUUUGGUGUUCUCAUGUAUGAAAUGCUAACUGGCGAUCUUCCAUUCCAUGGUAAUAGCCGUAGGGAAACGAUGUCAAUGAUUUUAAGGGCAAAAUUAGCAAUGCCACAAUCAUUAUCAGCUGGAGCUCAACAUUUAUUAAAGGCUCUCUUCAAACGCAAUCCGGCAAAUCGUUUAGGCUGUUCAACUGAUGAUGUGAAACAGAUUAAAUCGCAUCCAUUUUUUGAUACAAUCAACUGGGACAAAUUGUACAGACGAGAAGUUGAGCCACCAUUCAAACCGUUGUGUACACCAAGUAAUCAUACACGUUGUUUUGAUCCGGAAUUCACGAAAAAAACACCUCAUGACUCACCUGCCUUACCACCUUCCGCUACUGCUCACGAAUUAUUUCGUGGCUUCAGUUACGUUGCUCCCUCCAUUCUGUCUAAUGAUAAGCCAAGUUUAUCCGUCAGUGUCAUCGCUUCGCAUCUUCAGGGAGCCGAGAAAACAUAUAUUUUCGAUGAAUACAACUUCGCUGAGAAUCUUGGAGUUGGCUCAUUUUCAGUGUGUAAAAGGUGCGUGCAUAAGAAAUCAGGUGCUGAAUUUGCCGUAAAGCUAUAUGCCGUCUAUGAGGAUAGCGCAAAUGUUUAUUUGGUAGAAGAGAUGUGCAGAGGUGGUGAACUGUUAAGCAGAAUUAUGACCUUGAAGCAUUUCUCGGAAAGGGAAAGCGCUGCUGUGAUGUUAAGACUUGCCAAUGCUAUCAACUAUUUGCAUUCAAAUCAGGUGGUGCAUCGUGAUUUAAAACCAUCCAACAUAAUGUAUGCAUCGAAGACGGCUGAUCCGGACUCCAUCAGGAUAAUCGACUUCGGAUUUGCGAAACAGUUACGUGCUGAGAAUGGUUUACUGAUGACCCCAUGUUAUACGGCUCAGUUUGUUGCACCAGAAAUCCUGAAAAAGCAAGGAUAUGAUAUGAGUUGUGAUAUUUGGUCACUUGGAGUACUACUUUUUACUAUGCUUAGUGGCGAAGCACCAUUUGCAACGAGUGAAAAUGAUUCGCCACAAAAAAUCUUGAAACGUGUUGGUCAGGGGAAAUAUUCGUUGAAUGGUCAAACUUGGACAAAUAUUUCGGAACAGGCAAAGGAUCUUGUCCGACAUCUUUUACAUGCUGAUCCAUCCAAACGUCUCUCAGCCAAGCAAAUCCUUAUUCAUCCGUGGGUUGUCCAUCUUAAUUCACUAUCGACGAUGCGUUUAAAUUUUUUCAACGAUCCGUCCAAAGUAAUGGAUGCAUUAGAUAAAACAUAUCAUGCACUGACCAGUGCAACCACUUUAGUUCCACUACGACCUGUUAUUGAAUCCGCCCUUGCACGUCGUCGACGUUUGAAUCGAAUGAAGAGUGUUAUGGGUGAUGAUGAUAUCAUCGAAGUAGCUACUAGCUCUGUAUUACCUAAUGAAUGCAAUAUUGCAACUGAUUAA
This is a messenger RNA of Loa loa (African eye worm), 2253 nucleotides long. RefSeq names its product AGC/RSK/RSK protein kinase. Gene Ontology annotation, molecular function: magnesium ion binding; ribosomal protein S6 kinase activity; ATP binding. NCBI's taxonomy places the organism in Eukaryota, Metazoa, Nematoda, Chromadorea, Rhabditida, Onchocercidae. The record is from RefSeq and is a predicted model, not a curated record. Gene Ontology annotation, biological process: protein phosphorylation; intracellular signal transduction. The transcript has 15 exons. Bases 1 to 2253 code for a protein of 750 amino acids.